GUUUUGUGGAUGAAAAAUUUACAAUAAAAACUCUAAAAACUCCAAAAAAUAUUCAAAAUCAAUUUAUGUUUUUGUAUGUUUUUUUAUCUGGAACUGCUGUGAUGAUAACAUUUCAUAAUUUUAUCAUAUCUAUCGUUUUAUACAAAGCUCGUAAAUCCAAUGUUUCUAAUAUCAGCAAAAUUAUCUUGAAUCUUGGUAUCAUGUUACUUUUCUUAUUCAGAUCUAUGCUUGUGUAUGCACCUACCUGGACAGAAUUACUUGGUUGCCAAAUUAUAUUUUAUAUGCAAUUUGUUGCAACAUUUAUUUAUAGAUCAGCCUUGGCAUUUUUUUUAUUGUGGCGUUUAAGACAAGUUGGAAACUCGCAAAUAGAUAAAUGGGCGAGUAUCGCCCUCUUAUCAACUAGAACAAUAGCUCACCUUAUAACAUUUGGUUUUAUCAAUGUAUAUGUAUCACGAGACUCAACUCGAACUUAUUGUCUAUAUAGAAAUUCUGGGUUACAAAUACCAGAAUCGAUCUCAAUAGCCAUAGACUUUUUGAUUGAUAUAUAUAUUACGGUUAGAUUAAUACAAAUCCUUCGUAACGCCAACAAGAAUGCAUCAAAUCUCAGAACAAGUAUGAAUAAGAAAACAAAACGAUCAUUAUUUACUGCAGUCAUGUAUUGGAAUUUUGUUCGUUUGGCAGUGGUUUUUGGACUAAAUAUAAUGGCAGUAGUGUAUUUUUUACCUUUGCCUGACACUGGUGAUUCUCAUUUUACUAAGUAUAUUUUUAGUACAUUUUUCUUUAUUCUAACGUCAUAUGUUGUGACUGUGGAUGCUGAAAUUGUUAAAGUAAUCGAAGGUGAAAAUCAAAAUAAAAAAGGAUCAAAUAAAUAUACAAGUGAAAAUUCGAGUUACCCUAGUUCCCCCACGAAUCGUGCGACAUAUAAAAAUACUGGUUCAGAAUUUACCCAAGAGGAAUUUGAAGAAAUUAUUGGAUCUUCUAAAGCUACCAAUCGCGACCUCGAAAAAGGCGAUGCUACAAAUCGAGACAGCAAUAUUAGUGGAGGAUCAACAAUAAUCAUCCCAAACACGACUGACACAACUGACAUUUAA
This is a messenger RNA of Diversispora eburnea, 1091 nucleotides long. The record is from the annotation of a GenBank genome assembly. Lineage: Eukaryota; Fungi; Glomeromycota; Glomeromycetes; Diversisporales; Diversisporaceae.